Messenger RNA from Ilex paraguariensis (yerba mate), 1939 nucleotides. The record is from the annotation of a GenBank genome assembly. NCBI's taxonomy places the organism in Eukaryota, Viridiplantae, Streptophyta, Magnoliopsida, Aquifoliales, Aquifoliaceae.
CACAGACUGCUUUGUGAAGAAACUUUCAGUGAAUUAUUCAAAAAACAUUACGUUUUGCCGAUUCUAAAACUUGAGGAGCAAGUAACAGAAGUUCUUGAGAGCUUCAAAAUGGACAGCACAGUGAAUUCGGAAGAGAGUUAUGAUCUGGGUUAUGAGCCUUCGUCUUCUUCAGUGGAUCAAAAUGAUCAAUCACCUACAGAAACACCCGGGUUUUCGAUUCAAAGUGUUGAUUCUUUUCCAUACUGCAGAACAAAUUCAGAGGCUUCAGGCUUCUCAGAAGCCACAGAUGAGAACAGUAGUUCUGAAACAGCCUCUCCUUUGAUCUGGCCUGCCAUGAAAUCUCCUCGUCAGGCUGUUCUUACAAGAAUUGGAAUGAUGCAGAACAAGGUUGGUGAUCAAGACCCUUUAGAUUUAGAGCUUGAAAUGAUGAAGGAAAGAUUUUCAAAGCUAUUGUUGGGUGAGGACAUGUCUGGAAGUGGGAAAGGAGUUUGCACAGCAGUGACUAUCUCAAAUUCCAUAACCAAUCUCUAUGCUUCUGUAUUUGGGCAACAUCUGAAACUACAACCUUUGCACCCUGAGAAGAGGUUGAUGUGGAAGAGAGAAAUGAAUUGCCUAUUAUCAGUUUGUGAUUACAUUGUAGAACUCAUCCCAGCCUCACAGAACUUGCAAGAUGGAACACCUGUUGAGGUGAUGACAAGUGGACCAAGAUCAGAUAUUUACAUCAACCUACCUGCUUUGAGAAAGCUUGAUGCUCUGCUACUAGAAAUACUGGAGAGCUUUGAGGAGACUGAGUUUUGGUAUGCAGAACAGGGGAGUAUGUCUGAAAAGUCGACGAGAUCAGGAUCAUUCAGGAGAGUGGUGCAGCCUCAGCGUGCGGAGGAGAAGUGGUGGUUGCCGGUUCCCUGUGUUCCUCACGGUGGCCUUUCCGAGAAGGCGAGGAAGCACUUGCGGCACAAACGUGACUGUGCUAACCAAAUUCACAAGGCAGCCAUGGCCAUCAAUAGCAGUGUUCUUACAGAAAUGGAAAUUCCAGACACUUACAUUGCUUCACUUCCUAAGAGUGGAAGAGCAAGUGUAGGAGAUGCAAUAUACCGCUACAUGUACACAGCAGACAAGUUCUCUCCUGAAUAUCUACUUGACUGUCUCAACCUAAGCACUGAACAUGAAGCACUUGAGCUUGCAGACAAGGUUGAAGCUUCAAUGUACACAUGGAGACGCAAAGCCUGCCUGAGCAACUCAAAAUCAUCAUGGGUCAUGGUGAAAGAUCUCAUGUCUGAUACAGACAGGAGUGAUAAAAACCAUGUCUUAGCAGAGCGCGCAGGGUGUUUGUUGUUUUGCCUGAAACAGAGAUAUCCUGAACUUUCACAGACAACGUUGGACACCAGCAAGAUACAAUACAAUAGGGAUGUGGGACAAGCAAUCCUAGAGAGCUACUCAAGAGUAUUGGAAGGUUUGGCAUUCAACAUUGUUGCUUGGAUUGAAGAUGUAGUGUACGUAGAUAAAACCAUGAGAAACCAGGACAGCUAAGAAGAUAGAAACUAUGAACAAGUUCAAGUUUCAAUCACAGUUCUUUCUCAAAUACAACAGUCCACUAGUUUGUAUACCAGAGGAACUUCAUUGCAUAAUAUCCGACGCGACAUGACGCGACGAAAGAAGGGUAUGAGUUGCAAUUAUUCAAAGGGCAAUGCCAAGUUGUUCAAUGUAAUAUGAGAAACACUACCUGAUAUCUCAAUAUCAGCAUUAUCUAUCUGUGUUCAGUAUCUUUCCCACAACCCAACCUAGAAAUUUCCAGAAGUCCAUCACAAUUUUUUCAACUUGUACAAUCUGCCAAUGGUUAGAGUCAUCGGUAAAGUAGCACUAUAUAGCACCAAGACCAACUCCAACUCAUUCUUUAUUUCUCAUUCCUUAGACAUUUUACCGAGCCCAAUAUCAAAAAACC